CACACGUGUGUUUGAUGCGCUAAACAUUAAGAGUAUCAAACUGAUGGAGCGUCGUUGUGUUUGCUACUAAAAAACAUAUUUUUCUAGUUUUUGCCGAAAUUAAUUUCAAACACACUGGUAGGAAGUUGAAGUAGUUUGUGUUUAUUGUCAGACGCUUUUUUGUUUUUGUCACGAUAAAACAUUCCGAAAGAUAUUGCCGAUAUAUGUUUGACAAGAAAACGUUUAUUAUUGUCAUUGCCAUUGUAUUUUUUCCUCACUUCUGUGUAAAUAGCGGGGCACUAGCUAGUUCUGGACAUCAUUGUAUUUAUUGCACGCCAUUAUUAAGUGUACUGCAAAGCAAUCAUGUCAGAAUCGGGCCACAGUCAGCCUGGCAUGUAUGGACCGGGACGCAGGAGAAGGCGACGCCGUGGCGACCGCGACAUCGGACCUCCCGGCCAGAACCUGUCUGGUCCUAGUCGGGAUCGGGAAUACCAACCUCGGGAACGAAGGGAUGGGAGUGAAGACCCACCGGGCCCUCUCAUUCAGAAGACCCCCAUCAUCCUGGCCAAGCCCCCCGCGGAGAGGGCCAAGCCAGCACAGAAUUUACCCGUCAGCGGAGCGCCAGUUCUUGACAAGCCGAUCAUGCUCAUGAAAGCUCGGGACGACGCGGUAAAGCCGGCAACUCCCCCGGAGGCGACGCCUCAGCCUUCUGGUCCCUCCAAAGUGGAGAGGGAAGGCCAGCGACCCACCCAGCCCGUCUACCAGAUCCAGAACCGGGGAAUGAGUGCUUCUGCAACCAGCAGCGCUGUGGACCCCUUGGUUGGCCAGUCCAAACUCAUCCCACCGGAGAAGAUGAAGCACAGCAUCAAGCUUGUGGAUGAGCAGAUGAACUGGUGUGACACUGCCAUGGAGUACCUGCGAGACCAAACGGAUAUGCUGGUGGUGGGCGUCCUCGGCCUGCAGGGAACUGGAAAAUCGACUGUCAUGUCUCUGCUAUCAGCCAACACCCCUGAAGAAGACCCAAGGGGUUACGUAUUCAGAGCGCAGACGCAAGAGAUUAAAGAGCGCGGUGGAAACCAGAGCACGGGAAUCGACUUUUUCAUCACGCAGGAGAGGAUCAUCUUCUUGGACACCCAGCCGAUUCUCAGCCCCUCCGUCCUGGACCACCACAUCAACAACGAUCGCAAAUUGCCCCCGGAGUACAACCUGCCUUACACAUAUGUGGAGAUGCAGUCUCUUCAGAUCGCCGCCUUCCUGUUUACGGUGUGCCACGUGGUCAUUGUGGUUCAAGACUGGUUCACGGACUUAAACCUCUACAGGUUUCUUCAAACGGCCGAGAUGCUGAAACCUUCCACUCCGUCCACAAGCCACGACAGCACGGGCUCUUCUGGCAGUGAUGACGGCGCAGAGUACUAUCCACAUAUAGUGUUCCUCCAGAAUAAGAGCAAGCGUGAGGACUUCUGCCCGAGGAAUCUCAAGGACAUGCAUGUUGUGGUGGACAAAUUAAUGGCCCACUCCCACCUCAAAUACAAAGGUUCGCUGUCCAUGCUAGACUGCAAUAUCUUUCCUGGUCUGGGCCAAAACUACAUGACGACUGAAGUCAACAUGUUCCUGCUGCCCGUGCAGGACAGCGACAGCGAGGAUAAUCUGACGAAAGCAGCUUCCACAAUGACGUAUCCCCUCUUCUCCUUGCUGCCGGGGUACAAGGGCCACCCGUCCUUCUCCAACGUGGUCUCCAAGUUGCGCAGCCAAAUGAUGGCCAUGCCCCGCUGUCAGCUGUCGCACACCAUCCUCACUGAGAAGAACUGGUUUCACUACGCCGCUCGAAUCUGGGACGGUGUGAAAAAAUCCUCGGCCCUCUCCGAGUACAGCCGCCUGCUGGCCUAGACUCGCAGGCCUGAUGACUUUCCCCACAAGUCCCUGUAAAUGGGAUGCACGGCUAUGAAAACUUUGGCUAAGAAUGACGUGGCCUUGGAACGGGGACGGUUUGGAGCUCCUGUCCCGGUCGUCCUUUCCCAAGGAAACGGGCGCAGUUGAGCUGUCGGAGCUGCGCCGCGCAUCGCGGCGGUGGGAAAGGGAAAAAGCGGUUGUGCGGACGAGUCUAAACAUGACCAAACGGCCGUUAUUGACCCGUGGGACUGUUGAACACCCGCUGCGAGACUUUCCUGAUAAGAAGAAAAGCAAAAGCCUUUUAUGAUUGGAAUUUUGUUGUGUGUUGGAAAAACAGCUGUGACAAAAGUGCUCCAGAGUUUUGUUUAUGAAUCUCUUUCAGGCCGCUGGAAUGCUGGAAUUAUUUUGCAGGUUAACUUCAAACUCGUGAUUAGAUGCCAAUGAAGGUUGUGCCUCAGAAACUGCAUCCCACGUUUCAUUGCUCUUAUUUUCCCGUUGUGGGGCAGGCACGGUGGAUCAGAUGGAAAGCGUUGGCCUCACAGUUCUGAGGUCCCGGGUUCAAUCCCGCCUGUGCGGACUUUGCAUGUUCUCCCCGUGCCUGCGUGGGUUUCCCUCCGGGCGCUCCGGUUUCUUCCCAAAAAGGUACAACAUUAAUUGAACACUCUAAAUUGCCCAUAGGUGUGAUUGUGACUGCGACUGUUUGUCUCAAUGUGCCCUGCGAUUGGCUGGCAACCGGUUCGGGGUGUAACCCCGCCUCCUGCCCGUUGACAGCUGGCUCCAGCACUCCCCGUGACCCUCGUGAGGCUAAGCGGCUAAGAAAGUGGCGGGAUGGAUGGUACGUUGUGGCAUGCCAAGGAAAUUGGAUGCUCUUGGAACAUGUUCACAUGGUAUCUGUUGAAGAUGUAAUAAUUGGACAUAUAUGUAUAUAUUCUUUUGGGGGUGGGGGGUACAAAUAUUAAAAUGUAAACAACUUCCAGAUCAGCCCAAAAUUUUUGUUCAUUCCAGUCCUUUUAAGAUGCGAAGAAUAGACUAAAAACCUGCUAUUUGUGCUGCCUCUGAUGGCCCAGACACAACAAGUACAACUUCUAGAGUUGCAAUUUGUUUGCAGAUUUCAAAUAAUUUUACGAUGAGAUUAAAAUGUGUUUCUCGUAAAUUAAGGUGCGGGAGACAUACAACUAUAUCAAACAUUGUCAUGUAUAAUAUGUUCUUUAUACCGUGAGAAAACAUGUCGGCAAUGCCGUAGGACACAUUGUGGGUUUUAGAUUUUUGUCCUGCGUGCAUUUUUAUUGACCAGGAUUAUUAUUUUCACUACGUUGGUAAAAAAAAAAAAUCUCAAAUGAAAUCGCGCAAAAGCAUACAAUAUAUGCAUACGAUAUAUGCCCACCAGC
Molecule: messenger RNA, 3257 nt
Organism: Syngnathoides biaculeatus (alligator pipefish)
Lineage: Eukaryota; Metazoa; Chordata; Actinopteri; Syngnathiformes; Syngnathidae
Gene: smg9
Product: SMG9 nonsense mediated mRNA decay factor
Exons: 13
Coding region: 343-1866 (507 amino acids)
Biological process (GO): nuclear-transcribed mRNA catabolic process, nonsense-mediated decay
Source: RefSeq, a predicted model, not a curated record